Molecule: messenger RNA, 2245 nt
Organism: Leptopilina boulardi
Lineage: Eukaryota; Metazoa; Arthropoda; Insecta; Hymenoptera; Figitidae
Exons: 2
Coding region: 190-1728 (512 amino acids)
Source: RefSeq, a predicted model, not a curated record
UUUUUUAUUUUUUUUAAGAUUACAAAGUAAAUGCGUAAAUAUAGUUUUUAAAAACCUAAGGCUUUCAAACUACAUUUUUUGUUAGUAAGAAAAUUCUACUUUUUCGCGGAAGAUCAUUUUAUCCUUAUUAACAUCAGCUUCUGUGGCUCACUAAUCUCUCCCAAAUUGGAAAAAAAGAAGGUAACAAAUAUGAAUGCCAAUGUCAAAAUGGUAAUCUUUCUUCCUUUUUUGAUGAUUUUCUUGAUGAUCAUAAACAACUUUGAUAAAAACGUUCCGAAAUUUACAAGUCUUAGAAAAUUCUGCGAUAAUAAAUUAUGUAAUUUUAAUAAUAGAAGUAAAGGUCUAACUUUGUCCAUUGACAAUACAGUAAUACAUCAGCACGCGAAUUUCUCAUCACAGGAAACGGAUUUGGGAAAUACUAAACACUUGCAUCUAUUCCGAAAUUUUGCAAACAUUUCAAACGUAGACGACUUGGUAUUAAAGGCCUUUUACUAUACAACAGAUGCACUAAUUGUUAUUUCACUUCUAACAAACUUUAUCAGUUUUGGAAUAAGUAUUGGCAGUGAAUUUUCGAAAGAUUUUCUUCGACAAAGUACAAGCCGUUUUGCUAUUAAGGAAUCGUUGCAACUUGCAAUUCCAAUUCUUCAGGGAAUAAUUACAACAGAAAUUGUCACGAAAACAUCAAAACUUAUAACGAAACCAGUAAUGGCAAAAGUUAAUUUUUCUCCGACUGAUCGAAAAGAACUCUAUUUUAAAUUCUUUCAUCAUAGAUAUUAUUUAAUAGAUAAUCAGUUUAUUGGAAAAUGUAAUAAGACUACUGCAAUGCACAUUUUAAAACAUUAUAGCUUUUCUACACUCCAAGAGUUAUCUAUUUUCGCGAGGGAUCUCAACAAAUUUGGAUUCGCUCCUUCAACAUACGAUAAUCAGUGGCUAAAUAAUCCUAAGUUGUAUGAAAAAUUAAGGUUUUAUUCGUAUGUGGAAAUUGGGUUAUACCAAAGGAAAGCAAUUGAACUUAUUGAAAAUAUUUAUAGCCAAGAAGAUAUUAGUUUAAUAAACAUUCCCCCAGGAUCUGCGUUUGAUGAUUAUAUGGCUAAUAAACUAUUUGACACUAUUUCCUUUGACGAUUAUUAUGCGAUAAGAAUUUUUUUGUCUGAUCCUAAUGCAAACACAGAUUCUGAUACUCCUCAUUUUUGGAGAAUAAAAAAAGCUAUUUAUAGCUUAGCAAUUCGACAGUACGAUUCAUUUAAAAAAGCAGAAAACAAGCAAAUAAUACUGUAUUGCAAAAGAACGAAUGACAUUCAAAAAACCACUUUCGUUAGUUCAAGGCAGAGAAUAUUGUCAACUAAUGGAUUUCUUUAUUGCAAUGAAGACAGUAGUGAAUGGGAUUAUUAUUCUCAAAUUUUAUCUGAAGAAAAUGAAUUACAUAUACCUGUCUCUUUGCAAUUUUUUAAAAUAAUACUGAAGUUUCCAUUUUUAGUCCUUGAUGUGAAAAACAUUGAUGCACAUUCCAAGCAUUACAUAAUUCUUCCUUCAACUAAGUUUAAAUUAAUUCAGGAAAAAUUUACUUUUAUUGAUCAAACUAAUAUUCAUUUUUUAAUUAUACAGUCCUAUUAUAAAAUAAUCCGAAAUUACUGGUUGGCUGAAGUAGCAAAUUCAGUCUCUCAUUUUGAAAAUAAAAUUAAUGGUGAAGAUAUGUCUGAGCCUUUUGAGCGAUUGUAUUGCAAAUAGUAAAUGCAAUAAGAGGCUUACAAUAAUAAUCAUAGAAGUUAAAAUAAUAUCCUGAUUAAUUUCCACACGUUUUGCGUAUAUAUAUUUGUAACAUUUAUGUUGUUCUCUUUCGGUGUAAAUGUGCUCAUUGCAGGCAAAAAUUAUUUAUAGGAAAAUAUUGUAAAUUUUUUUAAAGUAUAAUAAUUUUCUUCUAUGUAACAAUAUUUUCAGAAUAUAUCACGAAGCUGAAGUACUCAACGUUUAUGAUAAACGAUUUUUAAAGGAAUAAUUUUUAAAAUGAAAAAUUCUAUAAUUUUUUGCCUAAAAAAUAUUUUUGUAUAAUUUGUUGAUUAAUGAAAACCACAAGAAAUAUUUUUUAGGUAAAAAAUUAUAGAAUUUUUCAUUUUAAAAAAUUAUUUCUUUAAAAAUCGUUUAUCAUAAACGUCGCGUACUUCAGCUUCAUAAUAUAUCUUUGUUUUAAAAACGGCACUAAACCGUCUUUAAAUGUAAAUCUUUAUUAAAAAUAUAUAAAACAUUA